Messenger RNA from Aspergillus uvarum CBS 121591, 1029 nucleotides. RefSeq lists its product as uncharacterized. The record is from RefSeq and is a predicted model, not a curated record. Lineage: Eukaryota; Fungi; Ascomycota; Eurotiomycetes; Eurotiales; Aspergillaceae. The coding region runs from base 222 to 785 and encodes 187 amino acids. The transcript has a single exon.
UAUAAAUACAUUUUUCUCCCUACAACGAGAUAUACACUGGAGAUAGGAGGACGUUAUUGGAGCUCGUCAUGUGUGUCAAGGUGUGAGGUGACAUGACAUGAUGUGGCGCAUGGGUUGGCUGUUCCUGACUCAAAAACAUCUUCAAUGACUUGCUCAAUCCGCAACAUUCACAUGCUUUUGGGAUCAUUCGAUCAGCAGGAAAGGAAAACUGGGAAGUGGACAUGUCUCCUCGUGUUUUUGGUGGUCGCAUCUCUACCCUUCAACGUAUUUUUGCUAGUCCAGCUCGUGGCAGCCCCAUGGACUACUUCAUGCGAGACAAGACAUCACUCCACACUGUAGGACAUAAGACACAAGCCCUGCCGUUUGAUUCGCACGCUGCAAGCCGCUACGAUUUAAGAGUCAAAAGGCCCGUCCGGCUCCACUCAUGCUCGAAGCACGUCCAAUGCUGCUGCUGUCAGAGAGCUUCCUGCUUCGUCCAAUGUCAAGAUCUCCCAUUCCCCCGGGGCACGGAGCCAGCCAUUCGACCCACCGCGUGCUUGCUCCGUACCGAGACAGCUGAACUGCGGUGGCAAAUCACACCGUCCCAAUGCGAGCACCGGUAUAUCUUCUCAGAAAAGGAAAAGCCAUUCAUCGAGCUGGGAAACCCGUCUGCCUGGGGCUCAGCCCUCGAUUGCGCAUUACAUACCCCCCAGUACCGCCGCGUAAUCCAGUCGGAAACGCCUACAGGCAGGCUUUCCAGGAAAGGGAAGAAUUCCGAUCGUAUUCGACCCGAAGAGUACUACUAAGGUAUCUAGCCCUGGCUGGAUGGUGCACAGUGCUGGACUACACAAUGGGGGAAGGGGUGAUGGGACCCGGCGGGUCUGGAGAACGGGUACCAGUGGGCGGUACAUACUACCGGGUCUUGCUCUCGCUCUCUCUCUGGGGAAAAGAGAGCCCGUGAGUAGUAGCUAGGUAAGUUAGUGUAGGUACGGUAGAUGGUCCAGCAUAGCGGCCGCAAGCCACAAAACUCAGCUGAGCCCUUUCCUCCCC